ACCGUGUUGCCUUUUAUGACUCAGACUUGGAGGUCACAUGGCGUCAUUUCUGCUAUUCGUUUGAACUACAGGAAGGAUGUUAUCUGUGACGAUGAGAAUGCUAGUACUGCUGCUGCCGCCCCUGAGUCAGGCUGCUCCCAAGGACGGCACCACAAGGCUGGACCCUGAAGUGCAGCAUCCACCUCUACCCAACCCCUUCCAGCCAGGCCAGGAGCAACUUCAACUUCUGCAGAGCUACCUAAAGGGACUAGAGAGGAUGGAAGAGGAGCCGGAGCACAUGAGCCGGGAGCAGGUCCUCCUCUACCUCUUUGCUCUCUACGACUAUGACCAGAGUGGACAGCUGGAUGGCCUGGAGCUGUUGUCCAUGUUGACAGCAACUCUGGCCCCUGGAGCUUCUGACUCUCCCACCACCAACCCGGUGAUCCUGGUAGUGGAUGAGGUGCUGGACACCCAGGACCUGAAUGGGGAUGGGCUCAUGACCCCUGCGGAGCUCGUCAACUUCCCCGGAGAGGACCCGAGGCACACAGAUCUCAAAGAGCCCCCAGAGCCACAGGAUGUUGGGAGGCAGCCUCUGUUGGCUAAAAGCCCAUCAAGACAAGAAGCACAUGAAGCCCCAGGUCCCAGAGAAGAAGCUGGGGGACAGGUGGAGGCCAGGAGGGAGUCCUUGGAACCUGUACAGGAGGCUGGGGGACAGGCAGAGGCUGCAAGAGAAGCCCCAGGCCCUGGAGGGGAGGUUGGGAGACAGGUAGAAGCCAGGGACACUGGAGAGAGAGAAGAGCUUCCAAGGGAAACACUGGAGUCUAAGAAAACCCCAAAUGAGCUUGAGGUUCAUGCUAUUCAGCUGGAGAAUGAUGAGAUAUAAACCUUGAGGAUACAGGUUUGCACCCCUAGAAGUCUCAGUGCCAGAACAUAAGCCCCGAAGGGUAGGGUGUGUAUGUUAGGACAACGACCACCUCUGUGCCCCCUUCCUGGCCCCAGUAGGUGGCAGGUCUUUCUGUGCAGCUCAGGGAGACCCUAAGUUGAAGGGCAGCUUUAGGGCCCAGACAACCAAUAAAGAACCAAAUGAACCCAUCCCUCUGGGCCAUCGAUCCACUGGUCCAGCCUGCCCUGACCUCAGGCUGCAGGGGGUCGGGACUGGGCAGUCCUCUUGGGAGGGCAGGAGUUCAGUUUACCCAGCGUUCCCAGAUGGCGCUGAGACACAGCAGAGUACAGCGCUCGGCCACAGCCAGCUGCAGCCCACCGGGGAAGGGAGCUCGGCCUUUCCCUGGGGCUUAACCACUAGAAUGGCCUCCUGCAGUUCAGGGCAGAUCUUCUCCAUCACCCUGUAUCUGCU
Messenger RNA from Eubalaena glacialis (North Atlantic right whale), 1333 nucleotides. It is a transcript of the gene CGREF1, whose product is annotated as cell growth regulator with EF-hand domain 1. The transcript is spliced from 6 exons. Bases 77 to 862 code for a protein of 261 amino acids. Lineage: Eukaryota; Metazoa; Chordata; Mammalia; Artiodactyla; Balaenidae. Gene Ontology annotation, molecular function: calcium ion binding. The record is from RefSeq and is a predicted model, not a curated record.